GACCGAGCCCGCAUAGGUAGUCGCCCGGUCGAUUCCUGCUCCGCUGUCUAUUAGAGACAGAAGGGCUAAGAGUGUGGAGGCUUGAGUCGGGUCGAUAAAGAGGUCAAACAACGAUGAGCUGAAUUAUCAUCGCACUUCCCUGCGUUUUGAUCCUGCCGACCAGUCGGUAGGUUUGUUCAACCGCUAGAGUAAUACAGUAAAGCUUCUAUAUUGCAAUGAAACCCCAGGUUGUUUUCUUGGUUUGUCCAACUUUAUCAUUCACGGACUCGGAGUAAUAAAGGAUGAAAGAAAUGAAAACCACGUACCCCGCUGAUCCGUAAGCGUGAGUACUGCAAAACGGGCAGACGCCUCGUAAGUCGCCGCAUGUUUCGAAUUGCGCAUUACAACCCCCAAGACCACGCGGCGCGACCAUUCGGCUCUGUUAGCUCGGUACGGCCCUGUUUCCAUCGUCAUUCAUUUAGUGUACCUUUCCGCAAGCACCUCAUCUGCUUACAGAGGUUUUUUUCCUCUUCUUUUUUUUUUGUUUUGAACCUGCUCGAGGGAAACCCCUGGAACCUUUCCCCCCCCUGUCCAAUCCCACUUAGCCGAACGGGGACCGACCGUUGCGCGCAUUAAUAAACCACACCACACUCCUCGCCGCCGCUGUCGCUCCCGGCCGCCGCUCUUCCACUCCUGUCACACACAGCCAACAUCGUUACUAGCAAUUGGCAGCAAUUAGAAGAAGAAAAUAGUCUUUUUCAACUCGUCUUGGAUAUUCUUGUUGAAUGCUCGCAGUUUCAAGGAUCUUUCGCACGGCUGAGGAGUAUUCCAGCUAUACCUGGAUACUCCUUGCGUCAGGACCUUAUUGAAUACUGUCUAUUGCAUCGCAACCAAACCUCCCUUCUCGCCACAAAGACUUGACGUCUGUCACCAUCCUGCGGAUAAGCCGUUGCUUCACACACCUCAAACCUCAACAACCUCAACCCUGAACCGAAAGCGGACGGCCUACACAGGCGACGAAGGGCAUACUCAUUAUGCUCCCUCCUAUCCCCGUGUUGUCUGACUAUGGAAUCUCCCCGUCCCAUGGAUUCCUGCCGGACGUUCUUCCACUGACCCGACUACCGGACCCCUACUAUAACAAGUGGGAGGCCGUUGUCGCCAACCUCCAGGCACUUGUCCUCAGCCGUCGUCUCCGUCCGGUUGUCGACCGGCUGCCUGUCCUCUCCACCAUCGGUCUGGAACAUGACGCAGAAUGGCGGAGAGCGUACUCCCUGCUGUGCUUCAUGGCACACGCCUACAUCUGGGGCGGCGAUGAGCCGUGCGACCAGCUGCCGCCCGCCAUCACCAUCCCCCUUUUGAAGAUCUCCAAUCACCUCGAGCUGCCCCCGGUUGCCACCUAUGCCGCUCUGUGUCUUUGGAACUUCAAGCCCCUGUUUGUCGAUGAGGACAUUGACAACCUCGAGAACCUCGCUACCCUCAACACCUUCACUGGCUCCCUUGAUGAGUCGUGGUUUUAUCUUGUCUCUGUCGCCAUCGAGGCACGCGGCGGCCCCAUCAUCCCCCUUAUGCUGACGGCCGUGGCCGCUGCUCGCCAAGCAGAUGCCGCGACCGUAGCCCGUUGCUUGCGCACCUUUGCUGAGCGCCUCACCGAUUUGACCAACAUCUUGCAGCGUAUGCACGAGAGUUGCGACCCCAACAUCUUCUACAAUCGCAUCCGAACCUUCCUCGCUGGGAGUAAGAACAUGGCCGAAGCCGGGCUCCCCGAUGGCGUCAAUUACGACGACGGGUCUGGAAAGGAGGACUACCGUCAGUACAGCGGCGGUAGCAACGCCCAGAGCAGUCUGAUCCAGUUCUUUGAUGUCAUCCUUGGCAUCGACCACCGGCCAACCGGCGAGAAGCGGGACCCCUCUACCGAAUCGGAACGGGAGUCUCGGGCUCCGGUGCCGCGUCACAACUUCAUCAUGGAGAUGCGCCGGUACAUGCCUGGCCCCCAUGCCCGGUUCCUUAAGGACGUUUCUAGCGUCGCCAACAUUCGCGAAUUUGUCGAGUCUCGCAAGGAUGACCGCAAUUUGUGUCUGGCCUACGACGCCUGCCUCGCCAUGCUUAGUGCAUUCCGCGACAAGCACAUCGCCAUUGUCACUCGCUACAUCAUACUGCCCUCGCGCGAGGUACGUGCCCGCAGCAGAUCAAGAAGCCCCGAGGCAGCACGUCAGCGUCUUAAUCUGGCCACGGCCUCGCGUCAGCGCCAGUCCACCGAGCAGGGUAGCAAGUUGGAGAACACCGGAGGCAAGAAGAACCUGAAAGGCACCGGCGGGACUGCCCUCAUCCCGUUCUUGAAACAGGCACGGGACGAGACUGGCGAGCCCGCCAUCGAGGAGUGGACUCGCCGGUUCAUGAGCAGGACCGUCAAGUCCGAAGGCAAGGGUGACUUCUUUCUGGGCAAGCCUAGCCAGCCCCAUACAGUUGAAGUUGAGGUCAGCGGCUUAGCUGGCACCUGGACUAUUGAUGAUGAUGUCGGCGGCAUUUGCCAUUACUAGU
Molecule: messenger RNA, 2517 nt
Organism: Colletotrichum destructivum
Lineage: Eukaryota; Fungi; Ascomycota; Sordariomycetes; Glomerellales; Glomerellaceae
Product: Putative indoleamine 2,3-dioxygenase
Exons: 1
Coding region: 1014-2516 (500 amino acids)
Biological process (GO): 'de novo' NAD+ biosynthetic process from L-tryptophan
Cellular component (GO): cytoplasm
Molecular function (GO): metal ion binding; heme binding; indoleamine 2,3-dioxygenase activity
Source: RefSeq, a predicted model, not a curated record